Messenger RNA from Polyodon spathula (Mississippi paddlefish), 6754 nucleotides. RefSeq names its product zinc finger protein 831 (gene znf831). Bases 30 to 5597 code for a protein of 1855 amino acids. The record is from RefSeq and is a predicted model, not a curated record. Lineage: Eukaryota; Metazoa; Chordata; Actinopteri; Acipenseriformes; Polyodontidae. The transcript is spliced from 2 exons.
UCUAAUAACAUCACGAGGAACUGGUUACCAUGGAGACAAGUAAGCAGAAUCGUUUAUGUACUCCAGCCUCCAGCGAGCCUUCUGUGCAGGAUUGCCUGUCUCAGCCUGGCAGCAGCUCAUCGACCGCUCUGGCUGAAGACGGAAUGCAGAGUAAACAGAAGCCCCUGGAAACAGUCUACCUGAACACCAUCAGCCUGCCCUUGUACCAGCAGUUUCAGCCUGCAUGCAGCCAGGAGACCCUAUCCAUCCACCUCUCAGUCCCCCAGCUGCCUGAAAGGAUGGGUCAAGCAGAGCACAAACAGCUACUGCCGACCCUGACCCUGAGGCUAGUCAAUGGGCUUCCGGUUGUGCAUAGUCAAGGGUUGUUAAGCAUAACUUCGGGGAAGCCCAAGUCGACAGGGAAGCACGUCUGCAAACACUGUGGCCGGGACUGCCUGAAGCCCAGUGUUUUGGAGAAGCAUCUCCGAUGCCACACAGGUGAACGGCCCUAUCCCUGUGCCACCUGCGGUAUUGCCUUCAAGACCCAGAGCAACCUGUACAAGCACAAGCGCACUCAAGCGCACGCCCGUCUCUGCUCCGAACCACAAGGCGGCAGCAGAGACAGCGCUCAGAGCUCAAAGGAGACAAGUUUAGAAAGUCCUUUUGCUGGAAGUUACGAUGGAGGGAAUAGCAAAGGCUCUGGGAGCCUUAAGAAAGAAACUACUAUUUGUGAUGUGGCGCCCAUCUCCACAACUUCAACCCAACUUGAGUUGUCUGAACAGAGUGCCCUGGUUGGAGUCAUACUCGCUCCUGUUAACAGAAACCAGGAGAACACAGAUCAGGCGUGUGGACAACUGCCCGGAAAACAGAGUAUGCUAGGCACCACAAUCGACUCCAGGGCAGAGAGAGAAGGACAGUCUACCCAAAUGCCAAACCGCCACAUUCCGCUCCAGAGGCAGGAAGCCACGUUUUUUUCAAAACAGUGGGACCCAAGAGCCUGUAGUGGGAAAUCGCAAAGCCACGACAGUACAGACUCCGGGUACCUGUCCCAUUCAGAAAGCACUGAGCAGCAAUCCUGGGGCUCCUGCUCUAACAGCUGCGUGCGUGAACACAGCAUGGAGUCCCUGCCAGAGACCGCCAUGGAGUCCCAGGCAGAAAUAGCGCCCUCUGCUGCUAUGAACUGCAGUGCCGAGGCUGCACCCUACACUUCCAGUAACAAACCAUCGGCGCUGGAGAAGAAGCAAAUAGAAGAGCGCAUCUCGAAGCUCAUCUCUGACAAUGACGCGGUUGUGGACGACAAACGUCUGGCGAACGUGCGGCCCAGAAAGACGGUGCUCUCCAAGCAAGGCAGCAUCGACCUCCCCAUGCCUUAUACCUACAAGGACUCCUUUCACUUUGACAUGAAAGCCAGCAAGGUGACCAACACUUGCGGAAGCUGGAACAGGCCCACGAGCAGACCCAAGCCGGGGCUCUUCAGCUCUGUGCCCACACAAUGCUCCACCAGCCUGGACCGUCUGCCCAUUACGAGGAGCAGCUCCCUGCCCUUCAGUGGGAGCUGCUUGGGUUUGGAAGGAGCCACCGUGCAAAGCUUGUAUCACCAGGAGGGUUGUUCAGGAGGAAAGGGCAACUCUGGUCAUUUACAUGCCGGAGACUUUGCUGCAAGGUCUGUUGAUUUGCAAGCCUCGCACCCAAGGUCACUAGUGAGGCAGGUGGCUGUGGACUGCGUACCAGCGGCCGAGGUUACCUGUCCUCCCGCCCCCCUAGAAGAAGCCAGUCAGAGCAGCCUUGGAUCUGAAGGGGAGCCUGCAGGCUUAACCAACGAGUCAAGUGGGGGCAAGGGUCGCCGCAAGAAAACCCCAAAGUUCUCCUACAGCAAGUGGUAUAUGUAUGGAGACGGGACUUUCAGGAAACUAUACCAGAUGGAGAAGGGGAGGAAUGCUGAGCUCUCUGGUGGUGGCUGCAGGGUGAGAAAAAGCUCAGGUAGAGCAGAAGCCAGUAACAGUUUAGAAGAAAAUAAGAGCAUGGAGACCCACGCAGGUCAAGGACCGGCUAUUUCAGGGGGAGUCAACAGAGCAUCAACACAUCAAGAAAACCUUUUAUACCAGCCACCUAGCCUACCAGCUAAAAUGUCUGGCUUUGAAACUAAACAAGGAUUGCCUACCCUGCACGGAACAGAUUCUGAAGUGCCUUUGUGUCGCUAUAAAACAUCAGCAGCACCAUGCAAUCAAAGUGAAAGAGAAAAAUCUGCUCUCCCAAGCAAUGAAGUGUUUUCUGUUCGAGACACAGGAAGUGGCAAGUCCAUUGUAUGUUUCCAGAAACCACAGCAGAAGUGGGUUGCAAACUCACAGCACCAACGUCUAGUCAGGCAAUGCAGCCUUCUGCUCCCAGAGCUCAGUAAUAUCAAGGGCUCAUGGGCACCUAAAGACAUUUGCACCGUUAAAGAGGUGGACCAAAGCAGGAAGAAUACGUUUUGUCAGUCUUUGAGUCACCUUCCAUCAGACAGAAAGAAGAAGAAGACAGAUGGGAUAAUUACCACUGGAGGUCUUCCGGCAGAAGUGAGUGGCAGUAGGGAUGAGACACAGAGCUGCUCUAGUCUGAAGUGGCUGAACAGCAAGACAGAAAGUAGACAAAAUAAAAUACUGCACUCCUUAGGAACACCAUGUGAUACAAAGAAUGAGGGAGUGUCCAUGGAGGGGGUAGAAAAUGAACCAACACACUAUCAGGACCUCAUUGGCCAUCAUUUUCACCCAGGUUCAGCUCAACACAAGGAGACCAGUCCUGCACAAGACACUGUGAUGAAGAUAGAAGCAUCUGUACCUUUCCAAACUAAGAAGCCUAGCUUUCUCCCAAUGUAUCAACUCAAACUGCCUCAAGAGGGCAGUCAAAGAACACAUUCAAAUGCUUUCCCUAGAUCCACAGAAGACACGUUACAGUGCCUUGCCCUCACAGCCACUACAGCCUGUUUGAAUCUUCCCGGAACAUCUUUCAGCAACUUGGUUCCUAACAAAAGUAGAUGGGAUAACCACACAAAACAAGAAAAAGAAGACUCUUUAUUGUGUGGUACGCUUCCCAGUGUUUGUGUGAAAGGGCUAAGCAUGCCUGCCCAUGUUGCUGAGGCAGAGCAGGGGGCAAAACUGCCAGACAGCACUCAGUCAGGAGAAGCAGGAUCUGUGUCACAGGACAGUCCUGGUAAGUCCGUAAAAGGUUUCCAUCAGGCAGCUUUAUCAGACAAACCCCAAUGGGCCAGUAGAAUCCAUGAAGACAGCCAUACAGGGUAUGGUUUACAGAAAUGUUUUUAUCAGAAGGAGGCGACUCCCUUUAUCUGCAAUGCUCCACUAACUCUUGCUCAUUCACUGGAAUCCUGUGCAGGGUCUUCAUUGCAGGAUGCUCUGGAACAGCAGCAGCCUGCAGAGAUACUCGGUCAAACUCCCUCCCACUCGACAGCCCACGCAGAAACCGCAUUACAGCAAUCAGCAAGUCAACUCCAACCUUCACAAUUUCAGGUGCUCUCUCCACCCAGAAACCAACACGAGGGCAAGGGAGAAUGCUUUACACAAAAGGAUUCCACACAUCACAAACACACAGAGUGGCUGAGUAAGACUCUUCUGUCCUGCACAGCACAAAGGGAUUGCAAUACAGAUAGCCGGAGCACUCUAUUCCAAGGGCAGAAUGAAAUGUUACAUGCAGUCCAACAGGAUGAGCACACUGAGAAAGUGUCAAUCUCUACAAUGCAAAAGGUCAGCCACACUGAAGAAAUGCAGUUACUGGAAGCUCCUGGGCAAUGUGAACCAUUUCAGGGUCUGAGUCAACCAGGAAGUGAAUCAAAAACUGCUUGCCUAGAAACUUCCAUUCAAAACCUUCUCAUUCAGUCUUCAAAUCAAACUUUUGCCUGUUUUGAAUACCAACUAGCAGAACAUUUUACACAAGAAAGUUGUACCCAAACCCAACUUACAGAGCAAUCGAUUGGUAAACCAAAUGAGCCACUCCAAAUACAAACCCAGGAAUCCUUUCUCUAUAAUAUUCAUGUAAACAAGGACCAUUCUCAACAACUCCUGGGACAAACUUCUAAUCACAAAGAAAUAUUAAAAUGCCUGAAACAAGACAGCUUUAAGCAAGCUGAAGCGGGGGACUGUUGUAAAAAGCUAAUUUGUGAGGCUCAGCCAGACCCUCAUAAAAACAUUGUUUCACGUGAGGAUUUUACUGAACAGAAAAAUGACCAUGGUGCACCUAACACAGACCAACUCUAUGCCAGUGAUACACCUGUCUCACCAGACUCCACCAGCAGCAACAAAUCUUUCAAGGAACUGAAACAGACUUCUUCAUCUGAUACAAACCCACAGCACAGACAUACGGAAGAUGUUUCACGUCAAUAUUUAGGUAACAACAACCAUGCUGAUGAUGCUAUUUCAGAAGAUACUUCUUCCCAACACACGCCAUUUGAGGAAUCAAGUUCAGAAGCUACAGCUCGAACAAAUUGCCCAGAAUACGAUGCCGAGCCUGUUUCCUGUCAAGUGUUCAGCUUCCUAACGCUCACAAACAGUCAAACUCUCUCAUCCUGUAAAUCCCCACAGUAUUCCCAUGCUGACAUUGUUCCACAGAAAGCCUCAAUCAUGACUAAUCCUCUCCUUAUAAGCACAGGAGAACAGGACAGUAAUACAGACUCUGUUUUACUGGAGGCUUCAACUGGAAGACACAAAUCUUGUCAGGAGCUCAGUGAGACAUCUCCCUCUGUAGCUAAUGCAGACAGCCACACUGAUAAUGUUUUGCAGGAGCCUUCGGCCCAACACAAACUCAUCCAGGCAGUCAGCCGUGCGCAUUUGUCUGAUACAGAACCAAGAGCAAGCAAUCCAGGAUGUAUUGUACAAGAUGCUCUUAGCCAAUACAAAGUCGUAAAUAACAGGCUGUCAACCAGCACCACAGAACUGGAAAACAACCCCGGAAAUGAGUUGAACCCCAAAGAUUUUUGCCAAAAUAAACUUUUCGAGGGAUUCAAUCAAACUCUGCACCUGCCCCUUUCUACACCACGGACCAUGCCAGGAUUCAAACAGGUGGCCCCACCUUGCGUCUCCCAGAAGGGCAAUGCUGCUGAAUGCACGUUACAGGAACACUUGCCUCACACUGAAUAUCACAGUCCCCAAUCCCCUGUGCCACAGCUGGAAAACACAGCAAGGGCUGUAUUGCUGGAAGCUUCCACCUCAUCUGAACCCUUCCAAAGAAUCAGUCAGUGGGGCUCCCAUGCCAAUACUGAUCUUCAAGAAGGGGUGGGUGGACCCCAACUGGACCGGAGUUUGACUCAGGGCCCGUUGCUCUCCCUAGCACAGGGUAAGGAUGACUCGGGCUUGCUUUCAUGUGCAAUGAAGUGGGGUCCGCAGGCAAAACUGGCUUUGCAGGAAACAAUUUUGCAAAAAUCCCCUCUUUGGGAAGCUCUGCAAUCCCCCCUGUGUCGCAGUACCCAGAUAGCAGAUGAAAAGGAACCAACCAGAAAACAUGAACCGGUCAGGGCACUUCUCCAAACACUAACCUCGGAGAUUCUCACAUUGGAGCCACAGGGACGGCUUCCUGGAGGGGAACCAGAGUCAAAACAAGCCAGAGGUAAUGACUGUUUAUUCUCCCUGUAAACAAGGAGGCUCCAGAGUCCUCAACGGCAGGCUGUCAGACGGCAAGUCUAAUCCAAGCUGAACAUUAGCAAGGAUCCAUAGCAAGAGAUUCCGUGACAGAAUACGGGUCAUCAGGGUUCCAUAGCAAGAGAUUCCGUGACAAUACGGGUCAUCAGGGUUCCAUAGCAAGAGAUUCCGUGACAGAAUACGGGUCAUCAGGGUUCCAUAGCAAGAGAUUCCGUGACAGAAUACGGGUCAUCAGGGUUCCAUAGCAAGAGAUUCCAUGACAGAAUACGGGUCAUCAGGGUUCCAUAGCAAGAGAUUCUGUGACAGAAUACGGGUCAUCAGGGUUCCAUAGCAAGAGAUUCUGUGACAGAAUACGGGUCAUCAGGGUUCCAUAGCAAGAGAUUCUGUGACAGAAUACGGGUCAUCAGGGUUCCAUAGCGAGAGAUUCUGUGUCUUUUGUUUACCAGGCAGGGUGUUAUUGAGACGACCUCUUUUCAGAAACAAAGUGAUUGAACUCUAAUUGGGUAUUCGCUUUAGCUCUUUGGUGAUAGCUUGCUCUUUCUUUCUCUUUUAUUUUUUUAACAUUGAUCCAUCAUUUAGAGCCUUGGAUUACAGUACAAGUGUCUGGUAGAUGGGGCCAAACUUCACAUUAACACAGAAAUGCACAUUUACAUGAGGCACAAGCCUGACCGUUACUGUUGAUCAAAUGGAGCAUUGCUGUAAUACUACAGGUGCAUGUAUCAGAUGUGAGGCACGGUCGCCUCUUCCAUAGAGGGCUGAUAUGAAGCAUGCCAUUUUCAGCACUGGCCUGUUAUCAAUACAGCAGCUUACACAGUUUCAUUCAAAUAUAUUUAAACAACAUUUCUUUAGAAUGAUGGCAUAUAAUCAGAACCAACAUGUACAGCAGUAGCGUGGCACAAUACUGACUUUUACUCAGUUUAUAUACUCUAACCUGCUACCUCCCCACUAACGCUAUGUCAAUUCAGUUCAAACAGUAUAAAUACUGCCGAGUUUAUUGAAUUGCCCAAUUUCCCCAAAUCCUUUUUCCCAGCUUUAUAAAGCUAAUUGAAUUAGACCUUAAGCCAGUUGUGUGUUUUGACACAGAGCAGGAGGCAGCAGUCAACGACAGUCUCUUGGGAGCAAGAUUAACAGGGUAAUAACACAUGAUUUUG